AUGGUUAAAAUUCGAGGAAACGGGAUGGAGGUGAGUGAUUUUUUUUAGUUGAAAAUCAAUUUUUAUCAAGAUUUUUUCAAAAGUAAGAAUUGAAAUAAUAAAAACAAAUUUAUCACAAUUUCCGAUCCAAUUAUUAGUACCAGAUUUUCCCACACUUUAUAAAAUUUUUCUUUUGGUACACAAAUCUGUUUUCGCCUCAAAACAAAACUUUUCAAAAUUCUGGUCUGCAAUAUCCUCGUGAGUUUUAAUUUAAUUUCGGCGAGCUUUUUUGAUUACAAUUGUUUUUUCCGCUCUACUAAAAAUUUAAUUAAACUGUGUAAUCAUUCUAGAAAAAUAUUCGUGAAAAUGCUUUUUGUUGAAUUUUUGCGAAGACAAAUCAAUAGAAAUUCUAAAUCUCAAUCAACUGAAGUUUUGAUUGUAAGUUUAUUUUUCAUUGAAAAUCAGAAUCUGGUGAAUUACAAAGUUCAAAUAAGUCUUUUUAUAUAAAAGCAUUAGUUCACCUAAUCCUUAUUCAAAAAAUGCAAAAAUGAUCCCGGAAAUACAUCUUUUUUUUCAAUUUAGCAAAUGCAAAAGUCAACAAACUAUUUUACCCAAAAAAAAAGAAACAACUUUUUCAUAAAAAACCAAUAAAAUAUUUCUUUGCUUCCGAGAUCGAUUAACUGCUGCUUUUCUUUUUUUUUUCUUCCAUAUAUUUUUUCUUCUGAUAGGCGUUGACUAGGAAAAGCUAAGCCGUUUUUGUUUUUUUCUUCGUCUUUCCGUUUGUCGCUUUGACGACCGAACACGAAUAUCUCCUUUUCCUACGUAGCUCACAUUUUUUCGAAUAUUUCUAUACAUUUUUUGGCGAGUGAGCGUUCCUCUGUGAUAAAUCCUAUCAAAAUUCGGCCGAAAUUCCAUUUUCGCGUUUUUGCCGCCGAUUGCAAGGAGAUGAUUCCUAUUGGGGAGGUUUGCAAAUAUUUGGGACGGGAUCAAUUCAAUAAUUUGAUGUUUUAUGAGAAAGUUUUGAAACAAAGUUUUAAAGAAAAAUCCAAAGAAUUAAGAAAAAGUUUCAAUUUUUAAAAAUUAUCUACCACGAAAAAUUCAAAAAUUUUCAGAAACUAGUCCUUUGAAGUGGUAAAUUAUACACAGUGAAUUCAUUUCUAAUUAAAAUAUAAAUAUUUUCAGACUCAUGAUGGUCGGGCUGACAUGACCAAUUUUGAAAUGGAUCUCUUUGAUACGCGGAUAAAUAUACCGAAAUUAGAAAGAAGUUCGGAAGAAAAUUCGAAGUGUUGUAAUUGCGGGUAAGUGUUUUCUUCAGAAAAUUCAAUUUCCAAAAAUGUUUGAUUAGAAAAUCCCAACAAUAAAUGUUGAUUUCAGAAACUCGCGAAAUCGUAUAAUAAAAACCAGCUUGUGUUCCGAUUAGUAUAAUCUCACUACUUAUUAUUGCUCUUGUUUUUCUUCCACUUUUUAAUGAAGAAGAUCUGGCUUCUCCAAUUAAAUUAACAACGGCUUGUUCAAAACAUUGCAAAUCAUAUUUAAUUGAAUCAAUUCCGACUGGAGUUCCAUUUCCAACUCAAAAUUCAACAGCUGAUGCAUGGAUUCAAUUAAUUGAUAACACAAAACGAUUUUUAGAUAUUUCUGUUAUGUACUGGAAUUUGAAUAGUUCGGAUUAUAAAACUGCGAUUCAUGGAAAACUUGUUUAUCAGGUGAGUUUAUAAUGAAAAAAUGUCCUUUCACAUUCACAUUCUCAGAAAUACAAAUAUCUACUACAAAUCUAAAUUUUAGGCUCUAAUUCGUGCUGGAAAACGAGGUGUAAAAAUAAGAAUUGCACAAGAUGGUAGUUCGAAUUUAUCGGAUAAUUUAGAAUCGAAAUAUCUUGUUGAUCAAGGUUUAGCUGAACUUCGAGAAAUUAAUGUGACGAAACUAAUAAAAUCUGGAAUUAUACAUACAAAAUUCAUGAUUUCUGAUAUUUCGACAGUUUAUAUUGGAAGUGCAAAUAUGGAUUGGAAAUCGUUAAGUGAAGUAAAAGAAGUUGGAAUUGUUGUUACAAAUUGUCCGUGUGUGGCUGGUGAUUUAUAUAAGAUUUUUGCGGCUUAUUGGAAAUUGGGCGAAAAAGAUGCGAGAGUACCGGAUAAAUGGCCAAUUUCAUAUCGAACUCCUUUCAAUUUUUCACAUAUGGGAAAUUUGCCAUUGAAUGACAAACCAGCUGAAUUUUUCAUCUCGGUGAGUGGAAGUGUACAUUUUUUUGUAGACGUUUUCCAAGAAAAUUUUUUCCAGAGUUCACCAGCCGAAUUUAAUCCAAAAAAUCGAGAACAUGAUUUGAAAGCAAUUCAAAAAAUAAUGGCAAACUCAAAUUCAACAAUUUGCAUUAGUGUUAUGGAUUAUAUUCCAGCAACAAUUUAUAUGAAAAAAGAACCGAAUAGAUAUUGGUCUGAAAUUGAUGAUUCAAUUCGUGGCGCUGCUUAUCGAGGUGUCGAAGUUCGAAUGUUGAUUUCUCAUUGGAAUCAUUCGAGAAAAGAAAUGAUUGCAUAUUUGAAGAGUUUAGAAGCAAUUAAUGAUGGAAUGCCAAAAAGAGGAGAAAAACAAGGAAAAAUUAAAGUGGUUAGUUUUUUCUUGGAAAAAAAGUAUGAAUGAAUUUCUAAAAAAAUUGUUUUUCAAGAAAAUAUUCACAGUUCCUGCCGACGCCGAACAACAGAAGAUUCCAUUUUCUCGCGUAAAUCAUGCCAAAUAUAUGGUGACUGAAUCGAUUUCUUAUAUUGGUAUGUUUUUCUCUCAAUCUAUUGUUUUCCUAUAAUUCAUUCUUUUUUUAAAGGUACAUCAAAUUGGGCUGGUGAUUAUUUUAUUUCAACUGCUGGUGUUGCAAUGGUUAUAAAACAAGAAGAAGCUGUGAAACGGCUACAAAAUGUUUUUGAUAGAGAUUGGAAUUCGGAAUAUGCUGAAGAUCUUUCAUAG
Caenorhabditis angaria is the source of this 2928-nucleotide messenger RNA. NCBI's taxonomy places the organism in Eukaryota, Metazoa, Nematoda, Chromadorea, Rhabditida, Rhabditidae. The record is from the annotation of a GenBank genome assembly.